AUGAGUACUAAUAAUUGUGUAGAAAAAGAUGUCGAAAUUAAAGAAGCCGUUCGCUACAUUUAUGGAAACGUCGCUGAAGCUAAUACGGCAGGUAAAAGUUAUGGUAACGUUGCAAGUUGCUGUGGUGCACCGGCUGAAACUGACAUAGAUUAUUCACUUCAGUUAGGAUACUCUAAAGAAGAAGCUACAAGCGUUCCAACAGGAGCAAAUAUGGGUCUAGGUUGUGGCAAUCCUACUGCAAUAGCUAAUUUAAAAGUAGGUGAUUUUGUUCUUGAUUUAGGAAGUGGUGGAGGAUUUGAUUGUUUUUUAGCAGCCAAAAAAGUGGGUAGCUCAGGUCACGUUAUCGGAAUAGAUAUGACUCCAGCAAUGAUAAGCAAAUCUCGUCUUAAUGCUAAAAAAGGAGGGUAUUCAAAUGUAGAAUUUCGCUUGGGUGAGAUUGAAUAUUUGCCUGUUGCAAAUGCUACCAUUGAUGUAGUUAUCUCAAAUUGUGUUGUAAACUUAUCCACCGAUAAACUUCGCGUUUUUCAAGAAGUUGCUAGAGUAUUAAAAUCUGGUGGUAGAAUAGUUAUUUCCGAUAUAGUAGCUAUUAAUCCUAUUCCAAAUGAAAUAAAAAACAAUUUAGCACUCUAUGCUGGUUGUAUAGCAGGUGCUAUGUCAAUAGAAGAACUAAAGGAUGCAUUAGAAAAAACUGGUUUUGAAAACAUAAGUAUUCAAAUAAAUAAACUAAGCUGCACGUUCCUUGAAAAGUGGAUAGUUGAAGGAUGUGAUGCUGAAAGUUGCAUAGCUUCAGCAGUUAUUGAGGCAUCUCAACCAAAGUAG
This is a messenger RNA of Hydra vulgaris (swiftwater hydra), 819 nucleotides long. Its product is annotated as arsenite methyltransferase. The record is from RefSeq and is a predicted model, not a curated record. Gene Ontology annotation, molecular function: methyltransferase activity. Lineage: Eukaryota; Metazoa; Cnidaria; Hydrozoa; Anthoathecata; Hydridae.